AUCCGUGAAACUGGGAUGGUUCCAAAGCACCUGAGGGAUGGUGGGAAGAGAAACGAGCACGAAGGGCUGGGAAAGAACUCGGCAAUUCCGCAGAUCCAGAACAAGGACGGUGGUGAACGGGAGAACAAAAUUCCCAGGCAGGAGGAGGACGAGGAGCCCGUCAAGCACAAGGAGAUCAAACUGCGGAAUUACGAGCCCGAGGAUGAGGAGCUGAAGAAGAGGAAGCUGCCCCCGGGAAAACCGGCCUCAGUGGAGGACACGGUGAAGGAGCAGCUGGAAGCUGCCAAGCCCGAGCCCAUCAUCGAUGAGGUGGAUCUGGCAAACCUGGCUCCCAGGAAACCGGACUGGGAUUUGAAGCGGGAUGUGUCCAAGAAGCUGGAGAAGCUGGAGAAGAGGACCCAGAGAGCCAUCGCGGAGCUGAUCCGAGAGAGGCUGAAGGGGCAGGAGGAGGAGUUGGCAUCUGCCGUGGGAUCAGCGAAGCAGGAGGGAUCCGACUCCGACUGAGGGAUCCGUCGGCAGCCUCGGCCCCGGCUCCAGCUCCCGCCCCGUUCCCUCGGGGUGACCCCCGGGACACACUCGGCCCUUUCCCAGGAGUUCCCAAAUCCUGCCGUGCCUG
Molecule: messenger RNA, 616 nt
Organism: Lepidothrix coronata (blue-crowned manakin)
Lineage: Eukaryota; Metazoa; Chordata; Aves; Passeriformes; Pipridae
Gene: CCDC12
Product: coiled-coil domain containing 12
Exons: 7
Coding region: 16-504 (162 amino acids)
Cellular component (GO): post-mRNA release spliceosomal complex; U2-type spliceosomal complex
Source: RefSeq, a predicted model, not a curated record